Molecule: messenger RNA, 1234 nt
Organism: Geodia barretti
Lineage: Eukaryota; Metazoa; Porifera; Demospongiae; Tetractinellida; Geodiidae
Source: the annotation of a GenBank genome assembly
AACCUUGUAAACAACGUUUGUUCGCGUCUCUGCCAUUCUUCUCACCGACACUGCACCUUCUGACAGGUCAAAAGGUGUCUCUGUUAGACGUACGAUGCCCCUACCAAAACAACAAAGUACACUGAGCCCCUGGACACGGUAGACUUGGGCAUGUUGUGAGCGCAUCACAGACAACACCAGUGCUCGCCAUCCCCCUGGCCGGGAAAUGCCGUGGCUUUUCACGAUUCCCGAGUUCGUCAAGAAGCGAGCAUGUCGCUAUCUCCUACAGCACUACCUGGGCCAGUACCUGAAGGGGAAGAUACAGCUAGAAGACCUCACCGUAGACCUCUACAAUGGCACUGGCACUAUCACAAAUGUCCCUCUCAACGUGGAGGCAGUCAACGAAGCUCUGGAAGGGACGGGGGCUCCAGUCCAGGUGGUGUCUGGCUACCUCGGGAGAGUCACAAUAUCGGUACCGUGGGGUGCCCUCAUGAGCGACAGCUGCAGGGUCGAGGUGACGGGACUGAUGCUCUCUGUCAUGCCCUGUCUCAGUUCUGCGGCCGGGGAAGAUCUUGCCACGAUGACAGAUUCAUUGUUCUUUGGAAGCAACAUGACUAACAGUCUGCAAAUGGCAGAGGAGGUAAUGAGGAGUGGGCCGGUGGAAGGAGAGGAAGGAGGCAGGGGUGAAACAGGAGCCGAGAGAGAAGGCCGUGCGGCUUUCGAAGGCAUGGAAGCCCUUGCAAGAGCCAUAGAGACAGUUUUGUCGCGAGUGCAGAUAGACUUGAAGGAGACUGUGGUGCAGUUGGUCUGUCGCUCUUCCGACUAUACCCACCAGUACUUUGUCAGGCUCAGGAUUCAGAGUAUCAAGUUCUAUGACGAGGAGAGAAGAGGGGGAGGGGAAGAGGAAUCGAGUGUGGACAGACCUAGCCCAGUUGACAACCCCGCAGAGCCCAGUGGACGUGCAGCAGUCGAGACAAAGAUCCUCGAACUCUCUGACAUUACGGUUGAAGUCGGAGGAGUAGGGGAAGAUAUCCACACCUCAACAAUUUCCCCAGAGGAUCUUCCCGGGGUCCCGGUGGCGUAUGUGAGCGGUGGGAUGAACGUGACUGUGAAGGUGCGGGGUACAGACAGUGCCCCCGUGCCCCGUGUACAGGUAGAGGCUGUGGUGGGAGGGGUCCACUGUCUCCUGGCGCCGUCUCAACUUCACAUACUUGCGGAAAUAGCUUCAGCUGCCCUGAGGAGUGGAGGUAUUUGA